GUGAGGGCGGGCCCGACGGCGCGCAGGCCGGCGCCAACCGCCCCCGCCUCCCUCCUGCGGGGUCCCGCCUCCCUCCGCCUCCGCCAGGGCGGGACCAGGCGGAUUUGGGGGCGGGAGGGGCGGGGCAAGGGGCGGAGGAUGGAGACCCGGCGGGACCUGGAAGGACCGCGGUGGCCCCGGCCCGGCAGUCGCAGGGAUGAGCACCGGGGAGGACGGCGGGCCCGAAAGCCUGGGGAGGGCCCCGGAGCUCCAGGUAGAGGCUUCGGAGGUCACCACCAAAGAACAUCGUUCUGGUCUAGGGGCUCCAGUUUCUGAAGCUGAAAAAAAACAGAAUACUCUCCAGCUAGAACAAGAAGUGAAAAACCAAGAUAAAUUUAUCUCUACACUGAAAUUACAGAUUGAAGAUCUUAAACAGACAAAUCAUGGCUUGGAAGAAUAUGUUAGGAAACUCUUGGAUACUAAGGAGGUGGUAAGCAGUCAAGUAGAUGAUUUAACCAGCCACAAUGAGCAUCUUUGUAAAGAAUUAAUUAAAAUUGACCAACUAGCAGAGCAACUAGAAGAAGAGAAAAAUUUUGUGGUGGAUACUGCGGACAAGGAACUCAAAGAAGCAAAGAUUGAACUUAUAUACCAACAAAAUAAUAUAACAGUAUUGGAAGAUACAAUAAAAAGGCUUAAAUCUAUAAUUUUAGAGACUGAAAAAGCACAAAAUAAAUCUCCUUCUAGACUUGAUUCCUUUGUCAAGACUUUAGAAGCAGACAGAGAUUACUACAAAAGUGAAGCUCAACAUUUGAGAAAAAUGCUCAGAAAUAGAUCUAAAAGCCCGAGACGCCCAUCUCCAUCUUCCCGGGGUGUCAACUGUGAUGUAGAGCUUUUGAAAUCAACAACAAGAGAUCGUGAAGAACUUAAAUGCAUGCUGGAAAAAUAUGAGCGUCAUUUGGCAGAAAUUCAGGGUAAUGUCAAGGUUCUUACAUCUGAGAGAGACAAAACCUUCCUUCUUUAUGAACAGGCACAGGAAGAAAUUGCCCGACUUCGAAGAGAAAUGAUGAAAAACUGUAAGUCUCCUAAAUCAACAACAGCACAUGCUAUUCUCCGGCGGGUGGAGACUGAGAGAGAUGUCGCCUUCACUGAUUUACGAAGAAUGACCACAGAGCGAGACAGUCUUAGAGAAAGGCUAAAGAUUGCUCAAGAGACGGCAUUUAAUGAGAAAGCCCACUUGGAACAAAGGAUAGAAGAGCUGGAGUGUACAGUUCAUAAUCUUGAUGAUGAACGGAUGGAGCAAAUGUCAAAUAUGACUUUGAUGAAGGAGACCAUAACCACUGUGGAAAAAGAAAUGAAAUCACUAGCAAGAAAAGCAAUGGAUACUGAGAGUGAACUUGGCAGACAAAAAGCAGAGAAUAAUUCUUUGAGACUUUUAUAUGAAAACACAGAAAAAGACCUUUCUGAUACUCAGCGACACCUUGCUAAGAAAAAAUAUGAACUUCAGCUUACUCAGGAGAAAAUUAUGUGCUUGGAUGAAAAGAUUGAUAAUUUUACAAGACAAAAUAUUGCACAGCGAGAAGAAAUCAGCAUUCUUGGUGCAGCCAUCAAUGAUCUGGCUAAAGAAAAGGAAUGCCUGCAAGCAUGUUUGGACAAAAAAUCUGAGAAUAUUGCAUCCCUUGGAGAGAGUUUGGCAAUGAAAGAAAAGACCAUUUCAGGCAUGAAGAAUAUCAUUGCUGAGAUGGAACAGGCAUCAAGACAGUCCACUGAAGCCCUCAUUAUGUGUGAACAAGAUAUCGCCAGGAUGCGUCGACAGCUAGAUGAAACAAACGAUGAGCUGGCUCAGAUUGCUAGGGAAAGAGAUAUCUUGGCUCAUGACAAUGACAAUCUCCAAGAGCAGUUUGGUAAAGCUAAACAAGAAAACCAGGCAUUGUCCAAAAAACUCAAUGAUACACAUAAUGAACUUAAUGACAUAAAACAGAAGGUCCAAGAUACUAAUUUGGAAGUUAACAAGCUGAAGAAUAUAUUGAAGUCUGAAGAAUCUGAGAACCGGCAAAUAAUGGAUCAACUCCGAAAAGCCAAUGAGGAUGCUGAAAACUGGGAGAAUAAGGCUCGCCAGACAGAGGCAGAUAACAAUACCCUCAAAUUGGAACUUAUCACUGCUGAAGCAGAGGGUAACAGAUUGAAAGAGAAAGUAGAUGCCCUCAACAGAGAGGUUGAGCAACACUUAAAUGCAGAAAGGUCUUACAAGUCCCAGAUUUCAACUUUACACAAAUCUCUUGUAAAGAUGGAGGAGGAGCUACAGAAGGUUCAGUUUGAAAAGGUGUCUGCCCUUGCAGAUUUGUCUUCCACAAGGGAGCUCUGUAUUAAACUUGACUCAAGCAAAGAACUUCUUAAUCGGCAGCUGGUUGCUAAGGAUCAAGAAAUAGAAAUGAUGGAAAAUGAAUUAGAUUCUGCUCGUUCUGAAAUAGAACUCCUCAGGAGUCAGAUGACAAAUGAGAGAAUCUCCAUGCAGAAUCUAGAAGCUUUGCUGGUGGCCAAUCGAGACAAAGAGUAUCAGUCUCAGAUAGCCCUUCAAGAAAAAGAAUCUGAAAUUCAGCUUCUUAAAGAACACCUUUGCUUGGCAGAAAAUAAAAUGGCCAUCCAGAGUAGAGAUGUAGCCCAGUUUAGAAACGUUGUAACACAACUGGAAGCUGAUUUAGACAUUACUAAGCGACAACUAGGGACAGAACGAUUUGAAAGGGAAAGGGCUGUCCAAGAACUUCGCCGCCAGAAUUAUUCAAGCAAUGCUUAUCAUUUGAGUUCAAUGAAGCCAAAUACAAAAUGUCAUUCACCGGAACGUGCUCACCAUAGAUCUCCUGACCGAGGCCUAGAUCGAUCCCUAGAAGAGAAUCUUUGUUAUAGAGAUUUCUGACAUGCCAAAAGAUUCUUCCCAUCCUCGGAAAGGUCAAAAUUACAGAUGGAUUUUUUUUUGCUAUAUGAUUGCAUUUAUCUUUUGAAUGCUUGACAAUGUUAAAUGUAUUUAUGAAUGUUGUGCCUCUGAGUCUCUGUUCUUGUGUGCCAUAUCGCAGUGAUCGGAGAUGACUUAUACAAACAAAAAUGCAUAUGGCUCUCUCUAUCCACACAGUAAUAGUGAGUGCACAAUCUGCUCACUUUAUUGGACACUGUUUUGUUAACUAUCCGGAGUAAAUAAAGAAGCUUAAAAAAGAGGGAAAAGUGUUUUUACAAAACUGAUUUCCUUUCCUUCCUUGGUAUCUGAAAUAACUGGUUGGUUAAAUAUUUUUCCCUUUGAUUUAUGGCAUCAUGGCUGGAGAAGUUGUGCUGCAGCAGCGCAGUUUCCCAGUAGUGGCCUAGGACUCAAUAUUGCAUUUUGGAACCAACCUGACAGAAAUUCCGUGCCAUAAACUGACUUCAAAGUAUCAGAAAAUCGGAGUGUGUCGGGAUUUUUAAUCCAUACUAUUGUACCACUCAAAGACUAACAUACAUUUUCUACAAUUGUGUGUACUCCUACUAUUUUUAGAAAGGUAGGUGAUGAUAUGUGUUAAGAAUGUAAGAUUGUUAAAAAUCUGUAUUUUAAAUAAGUUUUCUUUGAAACAUUAAAGUACUAUAGUCAACUUAAUUGCCGUUUUAUUUUUUCCCCUGGGGUGGCUGUAUGUAAUCUAAAGUAACGUGGUUCUUCCAUGUCUUCCAAAAUCUAAAUCUCUUGCUUGUCUGUAGAUUUUCAUUUGAUGAUAUAGCCUGAAUGCUACUGUAUUUUACUGGUAUUCUUGCCAUUUUAAUAAAAAUACAAGUGCUAUCAUUAAUAGUA
This is a messenger RNA of Octodon degus (degu), 3784 nucleotides long. RefSeq names its product testis specific 10 (gene Tsga10). NCBI's taxonomy places the organism in Eukaryota, Metazoa, Chordata, Mammalia, Rodentia, Octodontidae. The transcript is spliced from 20 exons. The record is from RefSeq and is a predicted model, not a curated record. Bases 197 to 2890 code for a protein of 897 amino acids.